Mastomys coucha (southern multimammate mouse) is the source of this 3271-nucleotide messenger RNA. It is a transcript of the gene Ca10, whose product is annotated as carbonic anhydrase 10. The record is from RefSeq and is a predicted model, not a curated record. The coding region runs from base 931 to 1917 and encodes 328 amino acids. The transcript has 10 exons. NCBI's taxonomy places the organism in Eukaryota, Metazoa, Chordata, Mammalia, Rodentia, Muridae. Gene Ontology annotation, molecular function: carbonate dehydratase activity; zinc ion binding.
AGCCGCGCGCUGGGCAAGAGUGCGCGCGCGCGCGGGCUUGCUGGGGGAAAUCUCCUUCCCUGGAAGCUGCUGAGUGUCGCUGACCGAGAGUAUCCCGGGGUCCAUCAAAAGCCACCAAAGCGUUUGAGAGCUUUUCUAAAGAAAAACGGUGAAUGAAAAAACAAGAAGGGGAACCCGUUUCCCGGGCGGCCCGGGUUUCCGAUGGUAUCGGAUCCUCCCGAAGCUGCUCUGAUAGGGACGCGCUUGGCGGCCGCUGGUACCCGGACUUAGAGCGUCCGUUGUGAGAGGAGGGAGGUGAGGGACUUGCGGGCAAGAGUUUCACCUGAUCAGGGAACCUGCGAAAAGAACUGUGGGCAGGAGAAGCGACCUGAUCAGAGACAGCAGCCACCCUUGACCAUGCCCCGGUGAAGGGGGGCGGACUUCGAGGGCAACUUGUCGCGGACUACCUGGGCUUUAGGCUACGGAGAGAAAGCAAAAGCCCGGAACUCUACAGCUCGGCCCAGCGGGGGGCUGUUGUCUAUGUCUUCUUGGGGCGCCCGGCGGAUCGGGGUCUCGGUUUUGCAGGAAAAGCCCAGCGCUGUUGGCUUCAGGUGGCUGCCGCCGCCGCCGCGGUCGCCGCAAGUGCUGUUUCCGCCGCUGGUGAGAGGAGCAGAGACAAGGGAGCGGGGAGACCUCCGAAGCAACGAGGCAUCGGACAUGUGUCAGCACAUCUGGGGAGCACAUCCGAAGAGCCCGAGGGGAGAUUUGCCGAAACAAUUCAAACUGCGUUAUUGAUCUUGGGGGUGACUGUCCCUGGCCGGCUGUCGGGUGGGAGCGCGACUGUGCGCUCUCUGGAGAGUGUGUGCGUGUGUGUAUGUGUGUACCGUGUCGGGCUCCCCCUUUCCCCCCUGUUUUCCCGUCGAGUGAUGCACCUGGAAUGAGAAUCAGAGGAUGGAAAUAGUCUGGGAGGUGCUUUUUCUUCUUCAAGCCAAUUUCAUCGUCUGCAUAUCAGCUCAACAGAAUUCACCAAAAAUCCAUGAAGGCUGGUGGGCUUACAAGGAGGUGGUCCAGGGAAGCUUUGUUCCAGUUCCUUCUUUCUGGGGAUUGGUGAACUCAGCUUGGAAUCUUUGCUCUGUGGGGAAGCGUCAGUCCCCUGUCAACAUAGAGACCAGUCACAUGAUCUUCGACCCCUUUCUGACACCUCUUCGCAUCAACACUGGGGGCAGGAAGGUCAGUGGGACCAUGUACAACACUGGAAGGCAUGUGUCUCUCCGCCUGGACAAGGAGCACUUGGUCAAUAUUUCAGGAGGGCCCAUGACAUACAGUCACCGCCUAGAAGAGAUCCGGCUACACUUUGGGAGUGAGGACAGCCAAGGGUCUGAGCACCUCCUCAAUGGACAGGCCUUCUCUGGGGAGGUACAACUCAUCCACUAUAACCAUGAGCUAUACACAAAUGUCACAGAAGCUGCGAAGAGCCCGAAUGGAUUGGUGGUAGUUUCUAUAUUUAUAAAAGUUUCUGAUUCAUCAAACCCAUUUCUUAAUCGAAUGCUCAACAGAGAUACUAUCACAAGAAUAACAUACAAAAAUGAUGCAUACUUACUACAGGGACUUAAUAUAGAGGAACUGUAUCCAGAGACCUCUAGUUUCAUCACUUAUGAUGGGUCCAUGACUAUCCCGCCCUGCUAUGAGACAGCGAGUUGGAUAAUAAUGAACAAGCCUGUGUACAUAACCAGGAUGCAGAUGCAUUCCCUACGCCUCCUCAGCCAGAAUCAGCCAUCGCAGAUCUUUCUGAGCAUGAGUGACAACUUCAGGCCUGUCCAGCCACUCAAUAAUCGCUGUAUCCGCACCAACAUCAACUUCAGUUUACAGGGGAAGGACUGUCCUAAUAAUAGGGCCCAGAAGCUGCAGUACAGAGUAAACGAAUGGCUCCUCAAGUAGGGAACAAAGCCAAGAAGAAUCCCACCUCAGUGAAAUUCUACAACUGUGAAUUGACGUGACCCAGAAUGCACCCCUUCCCUGUCCUUCCUCCCCUAAGCCUUUCACUCUUUGGAUUGGCCCCCUUUUCAUGAAAUUUGUCUGCAAAAAUGUUUCAGAGGAGUGCAUCUCUCUCUCUUACACACACACACACACACACACACACACACACUCACACACAGACACAUAUAAACACAAAUACACAUAUACACACACCACACACACACACACACACACACACACACAUACACAUACACACACACACCACCUCCAUGAUGAGAAAGCCAAGUUUCAGAAACAAAGGUUCACCAUCAAAGAUCUUAGAAGAAAACAACCAGUUAACCUGAUUACAAUUUUGAUACUGUUUUCCUGAACUAAUAACUCAACCCAAUGAGACUUCUCAGCCUUUGUAUAUACAAAAAUUCUUCCAAAAGAGGGUGGGGAGGAAAACACCACUCUAAAAGCAUCAAGCGGACUCAGCAUCUCACCGUCCCUGACAGUGUCCUGGGCUACUCUGAGGGUGCUGUGACAGGCGACCAGGACAAAGCUGACCAAGGACACUUAUUUCUAGAUUACGAUUCUUCUGUUUACUCAAUGAUUUAAAAAGAAAAAUCUUCAAAUAAAUAAAUAAAUAAAUAAAAGGACAGACAUCAAAGAGCUAUAUGUUGUAUAUAUUUAUCACCACAGACUAUAAGAAUGGAAUUAUUUCCCUCUUCGUCACUGUACUAGGACUUGCCCGAGAUCAGAAUCGAUCCAUUUGCUGUUUCUUGUUUUCUGAAGGUCAUACAUUGUGUUUGGUUAUUGUUAACAGCCCAAUAAAUGUGUUUAAUGCGUUGAUUUCAUUUUUCUGGCCUUGGUCUGUUCUCCUUCCUGCCAGGCUAAGCCCUAGCCCCAUGCAGCUAUCUUCUUGGAUCUCCUGUGUCCCUUCAUCUCCAUGUUUUGUUCAUUUGCAGCCAGUUUUACUGAGUUUGUGGCAAGCAGGAAUGCAUUUGCUAAGCAGGUAUAUCUAUCUCUCACUCCACUCCAUGGCUCGAUCCUUCAUCCCAGGUGAGCUACGCCUGCUAAGUCAGGCGACAGAUUCCUUGCGUUUCAAAAACUGCCAUUCCCCACCCCCCCAACCCCUGUGAUGCUCCCAAAGGAAUGCACUUUGCCUUGUAAAUUCCUGGGAAAUUGGGGUAUCUUUUCUCUCCAGGUGCAGCCAGAUCUCACAAAGUACAAACGAAUGCCUUUCUUUUCUUGUUUAUAAUGGUCACUCACUGUGUUUGGUUACUGUCAAAAAAAAAAAAAAAUCAAUAAAUGUGUUUAACAAGUUGCCCAA